CCUCUUACUUGGUCUACACAGUUAUAUGUGUGAGAAUUGUUCAAUGUUAAAAGCAGGUUAGAACAUUUGGAAAUGAAGGAACUGGAAAUUAAAUGCAAGAUCAGCAGGAACGUGGUGGCUAACCAACCUUAUUGGAUUGCUAAAAGAACAGGUGGCAGUGUUGUAAAUGGAUAUAGAAACAGGGCAGCUUGAAUGGCAGGCCAUGAACCAAACAAGAAAAGAAAACUUGGACUUGGUAGGCUCAAAAAUGGCAAAUGAUGGUGCUCAGUCCUUGCAGCAAGAAGAUGCUUAGGAUCUAGAGAAAAAAGAAAGUGGCAGGGAAAAAACUCAAAAGAUAUCAAAUGAUGGACUCAAGUAGUUAAAAGCUCAACCGGUGGGUUAGUGGGCGCAAUGACUAAAGAUAGCAAAGCACAAGCAUGAGAGAACAGGGAAAGGAAGGAAAGAGCAAAAAAUACAUUUAUUAAAAGGGUAAGAGAUUAUGGUAUAAAUGGGCGUACCUACAAUAGUACAAGUGAUUUUUUAAGGGACAAGUUGCAUGGGAGGGAUCAAAUCUAUCCAGCAAGAAGGGUUGGAAAAUUAAGUGAAGAGAGCUUUAGGCCUAGCAAAGUUAUCUCGAGGAGUUUAGAAGACAAAUACCAGCUUCUAAGCCAAAAGAGGCUUUUGAAGGGCUCCUUCUUUUUAGAUGAAGAUCUAAACCCUUUGCAAGAGGAAGCUAGAAGAGGGAAAUUGACCAAAGUAAGAACAGAAAGGAAUGAAUGUAAAAGGGUGUGGCUGCAAAAUAGAAAAGCAAUCAUUAUCAAUUUUUUGUCACAAAACACCACAGUGCAAUGAGAGAAUAGUAAAGGGAAAUAAAAUAUAACAAUGGCACUAACAUACGUGGCACAACAAGAAUGGGUUAAAAAACUACAAAUUCUGAUUUGGGCCUUUGAUACCAGGGAAAAAAGCAAGGUGAGCAGUUAAAGCAAGUGCGUUGUAAUUCAGUAGAGGUUACCCAUGGAGAAGGGGACUUGGGUUAGGGCCUAUUGCUGUUAGUAGAGACAUAAUAUGUAUCAUGGGAACUCAUGAGCAUGAUGGGUGCAAGAGACCUACUUUUGAAGGCUAUACGAAAUUUGCAAUUUGGAACGAGGCAGUUGGAAAUGGCAAAGGGAGAUCUAUGAAAAUUGUUAGAUACAGCAAUGGCAGGCCAGUCUGAUCCUCAACUGUCACUUUUCUCCGCAGGAGAGGUUGAAUUUCUUGCAGAGGAUGAGAUGACAAAUAUUAUUCCUAAUGUUCGGAUGGAUGCUUUGAAUAUGAUUUGUGGAGAUUUUGGUCCUUUUCGCCCUCAAAUACCUGUCAAAGUUCCACUAUGGCUGGCCAUUGCACUAAAGAAACGUGGCAAGUGUAGAAUACAGCCACCAGAUUGGAUGUGUGUUGAGAGGUUGACGCAAGUUCUAGAUUCUGAGCGUGAAGCCCCCAGAGAAUUUGAACCAUUGCCAUUCCAUUACGUGGAAAUAUCAAGACUGCUUUUUGACUAUGCACGCGAUGACAUACCAGAUAUCUACCUAGUCAGGUCAUUAAUAGAGGAUAUUAGGGAUGUGAGAUUUCACAAGGUCGAGACUGGUUUAGUGUUAAUUAAUUCAAGAAAUCAUGGAAUGAAGUUAAAAAACCUUUCUGCAAUGGAGGUAAAUCUAGUACGCCCGUUUAUGGUGAGAGCUUUCCAAGCUUUCGAUAAACAUGAUUCUGGAGAUCAACAAGCCUUAGAUGGAAACAGCCAACCUACAUCUAUAGACCGGGGCAAAAGACGUACGCUUCGACCUCGCUAAACAUUCCAGAUGUUACUGCUAACCCACAUUUUCUCUCAGGUAGAAAAUUCAAGAAUGACUACAGUUUGUACCAUGGAAUAUGCUAAUGUUGCUCACACAACAUACGUAAUUUUAAAAUCUUAGAAGGCCUAAUAUUUCGCAUUUCGAGCAGGCAAAUCUAACAGUAUUGUCUCGGUAAAAGUUACCUUGUAUAAGUUACCUUGUAUGCUAUGGAAGCUAACAGUUUGGUAGUGCGCCUUUUUUGAUAGUGGUUUGUUUUUAAAAUUUCGAACUUAUGGCUUUAAGUACUUUUCCAUAUUACAUGGCCGUCUUCAAACAGUUUAGUUAGCUCUGCAUGUUCAACCUGUUUUUAGAAUGCCAUUUAAAGAAGAAGGUGACAAUCUUAACGUCCACGAAGUUAAACAUAGCCUCUGGAACAAGACUAAUAAGUGUAUUGACUGUACAUUUAUAAAUGUUGAAAGAGCUCAAGACUAAGUGAUUAGUCUAUUGACUGUACAUGUUGAAAGAGCUCAAGACUAAGUGUAUUGGCUGUACAUUUAUAAAUGUUAAAAGAGCUACUUUGAA
This is a messenger RNA of Cryptomeria japonica (Japanese cedar), 2366 nucleotides long. RefSeq names its product DNA replication complex GINS protein PSF2. The transcript has 9 exons. Gene Ontology annotation, biological process: double-strand break repair via break-induced replication; DNA replication. Lineage: Eukaryota; Viridiplantae; Streptophyta; Pinopsida; Cupressales; Cupressaceae. Gene Ontology annotation, cellular component: GINS complex; nucleus. The coding region runs from base 1176 to 1802 and encodes 208 amino acids. The record is from RefSeq and is a predicted model, not a curated record.